UAAGUUAUGCAACUUAGAGAGUUCAUUAUCUUCAUUAUAAUCAUCUCUCAUUACAAACUAGAAUCCUUGGCUUAGUUAUUAUUUGUGCUUGUUAAUAUACAACCACUAAGUAUGAAGAGUUCAAAAGGCAUAAAAAGUGUCAUUUUGCUACUAACUUUGUUGGUGUUCAACAUUGUGGAUGUGAAAUGCCAGCUAACUGCUAAUUUUUAUGAAAAAACAUGCCCUAAUCUCUUUCAGAUUGUAAGAAAACAGGUUCAAAUUGCUAUUAUGAAUGAAAUGAGGAUGGGAGCUUCUUUGCUUCGACUUCACUUCCAUGAUUGCUUUGUCAAUGGUUGUGAUGGGUCUGUUCUUCUGGAUGGAAGCGACAGUGAAAAGCUCGCUCUUCCUAACCAGAAUUCUCUAAGAGGGUUUGACGUUGUGGACAAGAUCAAAAGUGCAGUGGAGAGUUCAUGCAGUGGAGUUGUGUCCUGUGCUGAUAUACUAGCAAUAGCUGCCCGCGAUUCAAUAGCAUUGAGUGGAGGGCAUUCAUAUAGAGUAUUGCUAGGAAGGAGAGAUGGAAUGGUGGCCAACCAGACCGGAGCAAACUCAAACCUUCCAUCUCCGUUUGAUCCCCUAGACAGCGUCAUUUCUAAGUUUGGUGAUCAAGGCCUCAACUUAACUGACGUUGUGGCCUUACAAGGUGCUCAUACAAUAGGAUUGGCAAGAUGUGCUACUUUUAGUUCAAGGUUGUUCAAUUUUUCUAAUACCGGAGCUCCAGACAGCACCAUGGACACUAGCCUAGUAUCACAGCUGCAGAGCUUGUGCCCAGUCAAUGGUGAUGGGAACAAGACAACUUCUCUUGACCAGAACUCAACAGACUUAUUUGACAACCAUUACUUCAAAAAUUUGCUAAACAAUAAGGGCAUUCUCCUAUCAGACCAAGAGUUGUAUUCCAGCAAUCUGGCUAAUUCAACGACAAAGAGCAUCGUCGAGAGAUACAGCAAUGAUCAGAACCUCUUUUUUAGUGACUUCAUCAACUCCAUGAUUAAUAUGGGAAACAUAAAUCCACUAACAGGGUCAAGUGGCCAGAUUCGAACCAAUUGCAGGGCCAUCAACUCAUAAUUUUGCUCAAAUGAGUAAAAUUUGUGUUAUGAACCUGAAUUCUAGUUGGCAGCCUAAGAUACCGAUAUCAGAUUUAACAAUCCUAUGGUGUUAUAGACUUAAAUAGUAGUAUAUGUAGAUGAAGUCUGUAUUUUGCAUAGUGCAGCAUUGAAAGUUUGUAAUUUAGAUGAAGCAAUAGCAAUAAAUAAAUGGUUUGAUGAACA
Messenger RNA from Chenopodium quinoa (quinoa), 1304 nucleotides. Its product is annotated as peroxidase N-like. The transcript is spliced from 4 exons. Gene Ontology annotation, molecular function: heme binding; peroxidase activity. Gene Ontology annotation, biological process: response to oxidative stress; hydrogen peroxide catabolic process. The record is from RefSeq and is a predicted model, not a curated record. NCBI's taxonomy places the organism in Eukaryota, Viridiplantae, Streptophyta, Magnoliopsida, Caryophyllales, Amaranthaceae. Bases 112 to 1101 code for a protein of 329 amino acids.